AUGCCUCGCGAAGUCUCCGAUAUCAAGCAGUUCAUCGAGAUCUGCCGCCGGAAGGAUGCCUCCUCCGCCCGCAUCAAGCGCAACCGCAAGAGCCAGCAGGUCAAGUUCAAGGUCCGCUGCGAACGCUUCCUCUACACCCUCUCCCUGAAGGACUCCGACAAGGCCGCCAAGCUCAAGCAGAGCCUGCCCCCUGCCCUCAAGGUUGUCGAUGUGUCCAAGGGUGACAAGAAGAAGUCCCUGUAA
Penicillium riverlandense is the source of this 243-nucleotide messenger RNA. RefSeq names its product 60S ribosomal protein eL38. Gene Ontology annotation, biological process: protein-RNA complex assembly; translation. Gene Ontology annotation, molecular function: structural constituent of ribosome. The transcript is spliced from 3 exons. NCBI's taxonomy places the organism in Eukaryota, Fungi, Ascomycota, Eurotiomycetes, Eurotiales, Aspergillaceae. The record is from RefSeq and is a predicted model, not a curated record. Gene Ontology annotation, cellular component: cytosolic large ribosomal subunit; ribosome. The coding region runs from base 1 to 243 and encodes 80 amino acids.